AUGAGCCGAAAUAAAAGUACGAAUGUGACCUACAAAAUCCACAGUGGUGAGAUGUUGGUGGCCAAUUCAUCAGCAGUCAGAGGAAUCGUCCCCCACAACAUCACAGUGGGACCAGAGGUGGAGCAACAGCUGGGCUCUGGCUGCCACCAGCUGACCCUGCAUGCCUCAAACGGGGUCUCGGUCUUGGGCGUGUCCACUGAGCUGCARGUGUGUCUGCUGGAGCCUGUGGAGGGCCUGCUGGGAUCCGUGAUGGCUGAGGGGGGGUGUCCAGACUCAGACCUCUACGUUAGUGUCUCCCUGGACCGGGGAGCCCCGGUGCAGCUUCUCUUCCAGGUGUCUGGAGCCAACGACAGCAUCUCUGAGACCAGAGACAUGCAAAACAGCAGCAUGCAGGUUUACAAUAUCUCAACCACUAUCCAAGGAUUUUUGCAAGUGAAAGUCAGGGCCUGGAAUGUCUUCUCACACAUGGAUGUGGAUGUGGGGAACACAACAGUUGUUUGUCACAACAGUUCAGACCUCAGGCAGAAUGGCUAUGCAAACACAGUGCGGCCAGCCAAGUCCGGUACUCCWGUGCAGGAGCUCCAAUCUGCAGUGGCGGACACAGUGGCUAAUCUAGGGCAGCAGGGGAUGCUCUCUGGAGAGACCCUUGGACAGAUGUUCAAGUCUGUGUCGGACAUACUGAAUAAAGGCUCCAGUGAGGAAAAGAAUAACAGGAUGAAGCUGCGAGAACAGAUGCUGAUGAAUAUAACUGAAGCACUGGAGAACAGCUCCAGCAGCACUCCUCAGAAAGUGCAGCUGACGGCCAGAGCUGUGGCAGGACUCACCAAGAGGGGUGAUGAGCUUAGUCCCAAUGCUCAGCUUGAAGCUAGCUUCCUGGUGGCAAACCUCAGCUCUUCCCUCCUCUCCAUGAACACCAGUGAGCAUGGUGGAGAAGAGGAGAUGGUGCAGGCAGCUACACCAAUUGUAGAGGCAGCCAGCAAUAUCCUGGAUGUUUCCUCAAACGUGAGCACAUAUUUACCUUCACUUAGUCUAAUGACAGUAAUGAAGCAGCCUUACUGAACAGUUUGUCUUUCACAGAGAGAAGUCUCUGAUUUACUUCUCAAGGGCAUGGACAAUGUGCAGAGUGCACUGUUGAAUUGGAAGAAGGUUGAUGAAGCUCCUGUGAUUGUCAACAGCUCUCAGAUCACUGUGUUUGUGAACAGAGUGUCAACAGAAACUAUUCAGAUGCAGUCUAUAAGCAACCCAAUAAGCUCCUCUGCAAGCUUUUCCUUCCCUCCCCUGGGUGCUGAUGUCCUUUCUCCAGAUGAACCAGUGGAUGUGCGAAUGCUGAGUUUGAAGAAGAACCCAUUUUCAUGGAGCGAGGAGAACAACAUUACCGGCACUGUGGGGUCUGUCUCCCUGACCAGAGGAGAUGGUUCUGUCAUCCCCAUAGAGAACCUAUCUGAGGAGAUUGAGAUCUUCUUGCCAAGGCCUGAAGGAGGGCAAGCAAACAGCACAAUACUGUACUUGGGAAACUAUAGCACAUUGAUGGUCGACGUCCCUUCACCUGAUGUAACACUGGUGCUGAAGAUAAAGCCAUCGAAGGACAUAACCUUUCAACUGUUCCUUGGGUAUAAAGACUACCCAAACGAUAAACAAUACAUAGCCAAGACUCAGAUGCCUCACCAGAGCAACACGCCAGAGGAGAAAUACACCUGGGUCCUGGGUCCCAAUGAUUUGACAGGAAAAGUUGGGGUGCAUUACCUUGUUGUGAGGCCCAUUGUGGAAGCAGGGGUUAAAUCCGUCAAUGCCACUGUGACUGUCACCUCCAUUGCUGCUCAGUGCAAAUAUUGGAAUGAAACCUUAUCCACCUGGAGUGAAGAUGGCUGCAGGGUUGGUCCUUUAACCACGCUAUUGGCCACCCAGUGCUUAUGUACGCACUUGACCUUCUUCGGGAACUCUUUCUUCGUCAUGCCCAACCUCGUAGACGUGUCACGUACAGCUGAGCUCUUUGGCACCUUCGCACAAAAUCCUGUGGUGGUGUGCUUUAUUGGUUCCAUCUUUGUUGCUUAUGUAUUGGUGGUCAUAUGGGCACGCAGGAAGGACAUCCAGGACACAGCCAAGGUGAAGGUGACAUUGUUGGAAGAUAAUGACCCCUUGGCUGAAUACCGUUACAUGCUGAAUAUCAGCACUGGGCAUCGGCGUGGUGCUUCCACCUCCUCUCAGGUUACUGUGACUCUGCUGGGCAUGGAGGGAGAGAGUGAGCCACACCACCUCACUGACCCUGACAAGCCUGUGUUUGAGAGGGGUGCAGUGGAUACGUUCCUGUUGACCACGCCCUUCUCUCUGGGGGAGCUGCAGAGCAUCAGGCUGUGGCACGACAACUCAGGGGGGMACCCAGCCUGGUACAUAAACAAAGUUAUGGUGCAAGAUGUAGAGACAGGACAGAAGUGGCACUUCCUGUGUAACUYAUGGCUGGCCAUAGAUAUGAGUGAGUGCACUCUGGAUAAAGUUUUCCCUGUAGCCACGGAGAUGGAUUUGAAGAAAUUCAGUAAUCUGUUCUUCAUGAAAACGGCAAAAGAUUUCCGUGAUGGCCACAUCUGGUUUUCUGUGAUCAGCCGGCCUCCAACGAGCACCUUCACAUGUGUCCAGCGAGUCUCCUGCUGUUUCUCUCUGCUGCUCUGCACCAUGCUGACCAGUAUCAUGUUCUGGGGCAUCCCUACCGACCCCUCUGAGCAGACCAUGGACCUGGGUCAUAUYGAGUUCACAUGGCAGCAGSUGAUGAUUGGAGUUCAGAGUUCAAUCAUAAUGUUUCCAAUUAAUCUCCUCAUUGUGAGUAUCUUCAGAAACACCCGCCCCCGAGAGACGAWGCCUGGAAAGCACAAGGCAGAGGUGUCCAAGCAGGGGAAGACUGGCAGAGUGACUCACUCACAGCCCUCCUCCCCACAGAGGGACAGAGAACUCACACCAGACACAGUCAUCAAGGACAUAAAGAAGAUUGCUCAGUCACUCUCCAAGGCUAUGAAGAGCCCCAUUCCACGCCUGGAGUUAGAGAUGAAGCCUGGACCACAGACUGAUAUCAACACUCUGCUCUCUCUGGUGGAGGACAUCAUCCGGCAGCAGAACCGAGCCGGUGGAGAGUUCUACACUGAUGCCUCCAAGAAAGAGGGAUCGCUCAUUCUCUCACUAGGGGUAACCAAUCUGCAAGAGACCAGCCUGUGUGGGAGCCCUGAGAAGACUGGGGAUGGGAGACAGAAAAGGAGCACCAACAGCCAGUAUCUGUACAGGCAGCUACGCCAUGUAGAGAAGGAGCUGAGCCUACUGGGACCUUCUCGCUUCCCCAACCAAGACAACUACUGCCGGGCAGUGCAGCAGGUCCAGGGCAUGAAGGGACUGAUAGAGUCUUCCAGCCUGGGAGGGGACGAGCUGGAUCAAAGCCCAGGCCAAGCUGAGAGUAGUGAUGGGGACAGGGGCAGUAAAAAGUGCUGUCAAGACGGGCUUCCCUGGUGGUUUGUGUUUAUCGGCUGGAUACUGGUGGUAGCCACCAGCGGAGUAUCAGGAUACUUCACCAUGAUGUAUGGGUUGACCUAUGGGAAGGACCGCUCUAUAAGCUGGCUCAUCUCCAUGGUCGUUUCUUUCUUUCAGAGCCUCCUAAUCAUUCAGCCGCUGAAAGUGCUAGGUUUAGCAGCCUUCUUUGCUCUCGUUCUGAAGAAAGUUGAUCAGGASGAAUAUGGGGAUCCAAAAAUUGAGGGGGCACUCAGAAACCCAGAUGACCCUGGUGUAGUCUGGGCUGUCAGGAGGGAUAGCACAUGCAGCUUCUACCAGCCCCCGCCACCCACAGACAUCGAGAGGAUGAGGAACAACAUGAUCAAGGAGCAGAAGGUUUUCGCCCUCAUCAAAGAGAUUCUCACCUACAUGGGGUUCAUGUGGAUGCUGCUCCUGGUGGCGUAUGGUCAGCGGGACCCUAACGCUUACUUCCUGAUUCAGCACAUUCRGCAGAGCUUCAGCCAAGGGAUCUCAGACAGCAUGAGCCACGGAAAUGUGUUCACCUGGGCAAAUACCUCUCUCCUCAGCAACCUCUUUGGAGAGUACCCAGGUUUUAUCACAGAUGGGAACUCCAAACUGGUUGGUAAUGCCCGUCUUCGCCAGGUGAGGGUGCAGAAGAACUCCUGCCGCAUCGCCCGCUCCAUGCGCCAGGCUGUACCUGACUGUCAUGCUCCAUACUCAUGGGAGGUGGAGGACAUGGGCUCCUAUGGGCCAGGCUGGAACCGCUCUGCGAGUGAAAACACCUCAAAGACCCUCCGCAGCCCCUGGCAGUACCAAACCCAGGCCCUACUCAGAGCCCAACCCAUCUGGGGCAGUGUGGUUCUCUACAGGGGAGGGGGGUUUGUGGUGGACCUGGGCCCUGACUCACAGAACGCUAGCAGUACCCUUCAAUAUCUGUUUGACAACACCUGGCUUGAUUUGUUCACCCGAGCAGUCUUUGUAGAGUUCACAGUGUACAAUGCCAAUGUCAACCUCUUCUGCAUUGUCACACUCAUGCUGGAGACCACAGCUGUAGGAGCGUUCCAGUUUCGCAGUGAGCUGCAGAGUGUCCGACUAUACCAGUCCACCGGUGGACUCCACAUCUUUGUUAUGGCCUCUGAGGUCAUCUAUUUCCUCUUUAUCUUCUACUACAUGUAUGUUCAGGGAAAGCUGAUGAAGCAGCAGAAGUGGGCUUACUUCAAAACAAAGUGGAACCUGCUGGAGCUCGCCAUCAUCCUCCUGAGCUGGAGCGCACUGUCUGUCUUCAUUAAGAGGAGCCUGUUAGGGAACCGGGACAUGGAGUACUACCACAACCAUAAAGACCAGUUUGCCAGUUUCCAUGAGACAGCCACAGCAGAUGCAGUGCUGGGGUAUCUGAUCGCAUUCCUGGUGCUACUGGCUACAGUCAAACUGUGGCAYCUGAUGAGGYUCAACCCCAAGCUACACAUGAUCACAGCCACACUGCAACGUGCCUGGACUGACAUAUCAGGCUUCCUUGUGGUCAUCACCAUUAUGUUCCUGGCCUAUUCUAUUGUUUCUAAUCUGAUGUAUGGCUGGAAGCUGUACUCAUAUAGGACUCUCCUGGAUUCUGCUCUGACCAUGGUCAGCUUGCAACUGGGCAUCUUCAACUAUGACGAGGUUCUUGAUUACAACCCGGUGCUUGGUGCGUUCCUCAUCGGCUCCUGCAUUAUAUUCAUGACCUUUGUGGUUCUGAACCUGUUCAUCUCAGUCAUCCUGGUGGCGUUCACUCAAGAGCAAAUGCAUCACAAGCCCUCAGAGGAGGAGGAGAUAGUGGAUCUGAUGCUGAUGAAGCUCUGCAGCUUGUUUGGGAUCAAAUAUAAGAAAGAAGAUAAAGAAGAAAGUAACAGUCCCAAGGUGAAUGCCAACAAUGCCUCUGUUACUAAGAAAGAACCCUCCACUAUAUCCUCAUAGAUGCUUACUUCUCAGUAAAGAUCUGCCACUCUGUAUGAAUUGAUAUUGGAACUGCUUUCAUUUAUGUUGCUCAAGAGGAGUAUUAAAACAUGUUAUAUCAAGACUUUUGCACCACUUGUAUGGUUGCUUGUAGCUGUUUAAUCAAAUCUAGCAAUGUUCUAACAAUAUGUACAGGAAAUAAUAAUUCCUCUGUCUAACAAUUCUGCUUUUUCAAUAUAUUUAGUUCCAAAAUAAAUAAACAAUAUAAAGGGUGUUGAACCAUAGCAAACUGUAUUCUUUCAUCAUUAUAAUGGGUUGCAUUAAGAUCAGAUAAAAGGCCUGAGAUGACUGUUGUG
Salvelinus sp. IW2-2015 is the source of this 5771-nucleotide messenger RNA. The record is from RefSeq and is a predicted model, not a curated record. Lineage: Eukaryota; Metazoa; Chordata; Actinopteri; Salmoniformes; Salmonidae.